Juglans regia (Persian walnut) is the source of this 1346-nucleotide messenger RNA. RefSeq names its product REF/SRPP-like protein At3g05500. The record is from RefSeq and is a predicted model, not a curated record. The coding region runs from base 278 to 1036 and encodes 252 amino acids. The transcript is spliced from 3 exons. NCBI's taxonomy places the organism in Eukaryota, Viridiplantae, Streptophyta, Magnoliopsida, Fagales, Juglandaceae.
UGUAACAAAGGACAGAGAGACGCGUAGCUUCACCGCCGUAUCAAACCAAGACGUCACGACUCUGCUCGUUCGUCCAUUCCCACCGAUAUUCCUGCCUACUUCUACAAUCACCACAGAUUUCUAGUUUCUCCUAUAAAAACCCAUCCUUCCUCCUCUACCCUAUCAAAUUCACAUUUCUAAUCUCUCUAUUUUCUAUUGAUUUCCCCUUUCGCUCGCGGAGAAAACUCGAUUCAUAUUUCCUGAUUUAAGGUUCAUCUUUCUCAUUAGUUCAUCGAUCAUGGCUGAAGGAGAUUUGAGAUCGCAGGAUGGCAUGACAAGUGAGGAGGAGGAGCAGAUGCGGCUGAAGUACCUGGAAUUCGUGCAGGUGGCUACAAUUCACGCUGCGGUGUGCUUCUCGAACCUCUACUGUUACGCCAAGGGCAAGUCCGGCCCUCUGAAGCCCGGCGUUGAGACCGUGGAGGGCACCGUCAAGAGCGUCGUCGGACCUGUCUACGACAAGUUCCACGACGUUCCCGUCGAGGUUCUCAAGUACGUCGACCGCAAGAUGGAUGCAUCUGUGACUGAAUUGGACCGCCGUGUGCCCCCAAUUAUCAAGCAAGCUUCUUCCCAGGCAUUCUCAGCUGCUCAGAGUGCCCCCGUGGUAGCUCGAGCUGUUGCUUCCGAAGUUAAGCGUGCUGGGGUGGUGGACACUGCCUCGGGAAUUGCCAAAUCUGUUUACACCAAGUGCGAGCCAACCGCCAAGGAUCUCUAUUCCAAGUACGAACCCACGGCCGAGCAGUGUGCAGUGUCGGCUUGGCGCAAGCUCAAUCAGCUCCCUCUCUUCCCUCAGGUGGCUCAAGUUGUUGUCCCAACCGCAGCAUAUUGUACAGAGAAGUACAACCAAACGGUGCUCGACACUGCAGAGAAAGGGUACAAGGUUUCUUCUUAUCUGCCCUUGGUCCCUACAGAAAAGAUUGCCAAGGUUUUCAGGGGUGAUGGUUCUGAAUCAGAGCCUUUGGUUUCCAGUGGAAAUGAAGCAGCUGUGGCAGCCCAUUGAUGGUUUUAUUUUGAAGUAGUUUUAUUGCCGAAAGACUUGUGCUCAUAUGGCCAUCUCGAAUAAAUGUUUCAUGGUCUUUUUAUAUGUAACUUAAAGCAACCUCAAUUAUCCUUUUAGAGGACCACCUAGUACGAGACCAGAGUUUUCUUAAAUUCUUCGUCAGAGGCAGCCGGGAGGGUUGAAGACAUGAUCAUCCACUUUUCUCAAUUUUGACCCAUUUUCACUUUGUUUUUGGUUGUAUAUUUUUGGUCGAAGUAUGCGAUUUUCUCAAUUUUAAAUCAUUUAUACCGUGAAUGGUUACGUACUUGGA